Molecule: messenger RNA, 2901 nt
Organism: Ogataea parapolymorpha DL-1
Lineage: Eukaryota; Fungi; Ascomycota; Pichiomycetes; Pichiales; Pichiaceae
Exons: 1
Coding region: 1-2901 (966 amino acids)
Biological process (GO): tubulin complex assembly; microtubule cytoskeleton organization; post-chaperonin tubulin folding pathway
Molecular function (GO): GTPase activator activity; beta-tubulin binding
Source: RefSeq, a predicted model, not a curated record
AUGGAAGACGUCCAGAUCUCUAAGCUUGCGGACCAGCUCCUGCGGGAAAUAGAUUCGCGGCUUGACAGCACGCUUUGUGGGGGCCAGACUGCCGACCCACGUGCCAUGAAGGCGCUGCUGGCUCUCAUUGAACAGUUCCAGCCAAACCCCCAGCUUCUGGACUCGCAGCUGCGUUCGUUUGUGGGCCGUCUGGUGAAUGGGUACCGUCUCGUGCUGGAGGAUGAGCUGACAUGCGGAGAGCAUAUUGGCGUGAUAUUUUACCAUCUGGCCAAAAUUAGAGGCAUCAAGGUGGUCUCCAACUGUCUGACAAGCGAUCUGUAUCUGUUGACGGCAGUUCUUGACAGGGUGGACCACUUGGGCAAUUCUGAUAGCGCACAGUGGCAGGAGACAUUUUUCUUGCUAGUGUGGCUGUCGAUCCUGGUUCUGGUGCCUUUUCCGCUCGAGAAAAUCAGACCUGGUCUUGCCAAGGCCAUUUUUGAUCUCUCUCGAAAAUAUCUCCAGUCUAGCGGCAAGGAGAGCGACGCGGCUGCGCUGCUGAUGGCACGGCUACUCUCACGUGCUGACUGUGCGCCGUUAUUGCAGAGUUUUGUCGCCGACAACUUCAACUCGCUUGCGUGGGAGCAAAAGAGCGUAUUUGAACAGCUCGGCCUCCUCACAACGACAAACCAUCUGUUCAGGCUGUGUGCCCCACAGACGCUUGAUCUGUUUGGACAGCGUCUGCUGGUGCUGAUUGCAAACGAGCUGGACACCCCGAACGCCUCGUGUUUGCGGUUUUUCGUCAAAAACCUCGGCAAGCUGGGCGUCCAUUUCGUGCGGACCAGCAACUACGACGCCGUCGAGGAAAUCUUCAACUACCUACUUGAUUUUGUCGGGCACGCCAGCACGGUGAUCCGAUACUCUGUGGCGAAGCAGCUGGCCAAAAUCACUAGCCUGCUCCCGCAACAGCUACGUAACGACGUGGUGCGUGCGCUGGUUGCACAGCUCGAGCUUUCCGCCGACGGCCGCGUCGAUGCCGAGUCGAUCGACGUCGAGCUCUUCCACGGCGUGUUGCUGGCCAUCGGCGAGCAGGCGCGCACCAGGCAGCUGGACACGGCGUUCUUGCCCGAGCUGGCCGCUCUGCUGCACCAGACGCUUUUCCUGGAGCAGUACCGCGUGACCCAUGCGGUCGGAUCGAACGUGCGCGACGCGACGUGUUUCAUCAUCUGGUCGCUGGCCAAACGGUACAAAACAGAUGAGGUGGGCCUUGAGCUGUGGCGGGCAUUUUUCCGCGACCUGGUGCUCUGCUGCUGUUUUGACAAGGAGCUAAUUGUGCGGCGCGCGAGCGCGGCGUGUGUGCAGGAGGUAGUCGGCCGCCACGGCGAGAUUUUCGACCGCAAUGACAAGCACAGCCUCAAGGUGAAGCUGAUCGAGACGCUGGACUACACGGUGCUCGGACAGCUUGACAGGGCAUUUGCGUUGAGUUUGGACAUUUGCGAGCUGGGAAUUUUGCAGAAAGAGAUACAGACGGCGCUGGAGCAAGCCGUUUUGCACAGAGAUUAUGACAUUCGCACGCGGGCAGCACACACGUUGAGAAAGCUCGGCGAUAAACAGCUGAUCCCAAGAUAUUUCCAGGAACAGUUUCAGCCAGGACGGUUCUAUGUACUUGCGGAGCUGCUUCAGGACGCAACAGAAGUGGAUACCGACAAAUACCACAGACUUUUCGUGGACUUCACCUUCGACUUCCAUAGAGACCCGUUCCACAAAGGCGAGGAGUAUUUGUACCUAUUGACGGUGCUGUGUCGCGAGGGAUUUAUUGCCAACGACCACGAGCUGGAAACCGUUUUCAACGUCAUCAGAAAUAGCAGCGAGCAGGUUUCGCAGCGGUUUUGCGAGCUCGCGGCGGUGCUCGUGCUACCAGAAAAAUAUAUUACGAAAUGGCUGUUCUAUAUCAAAAGCGGCAGUCUGGUGGCUGCGCGCGCUGUUGGACACGCAAACUGGCUGGAAACUAGAGUCGACGACGUGCUGGGGCUGGUGACGGGGCAUGCUGAUGCAGAGCUGCGCAGUUGUCUCAUUCUGUCGCUCGCAGAGUAUCUGCACCGCCACGAUGUGGCUGACCACCAAAAACAGACUCUUAUUGCCUGUCUCGACGACUACACGGUCACUAACCGCGGCGACGUCGGAAGUCUCGUGAGGUCGGCGACAAUGAAGCUCAUUGAGGCAAACAGAGACAAACUCGGCAAUCACGCGCUCAUUAACCAUAAACUUCUGCGAAUAGCAGGCGAAACCAUGGAGCGGCUGCGUGUAGCGGCGCUGAAGCUCGUGGCAGACCUCAAUGACUGGCCGUUCGUCCCGCCAGAGUCCGACGUGGACCAUUUCCAGGCACUCAUGAGGAUCUACUGUGCGCAUGUCGUGCAAGACAGAGAGCUUUCUCGCGAGUUCUGGAAAGGCUACUGUUUUUCUGCCGGAUCCCAGCAGUCUCUGGCACAAGCCACUAACGCGGCGCUGCUGGCAUUCUUCCAAGCCUGGGAGCAGCUUGAGGACAGGAAAACCGUGCUGGGCGACAUUUUGUCGAUUUUGAAGCCGCUCGACACCGCACAGAGCCGCAUAGAACGUGCUACCAAAACUCAGGACGCCUGCUUGCGCUUUCUGUGCAAUGCACUGGAGUUGAACCUGCCGCUGCCAGCAGACAUUGCUGUACGAAGCAUCUUUGUGCGUGUGUACAACCUCACGCUGGGAAAAACCCACCCAGGACGGCUCGCGGUGGCUAUUCGCGUCUUUGUCCAGCUCGCACUUGCAGACCCGGCAGACACGAAGAAAGACUGUGUGGCCCGGCUGACGUGGCUGAGCAAAAAACAUCCCACCGCAAGCGUUCGGCUGGCUGCCCUGGAAGGUCUGCAGGAGAUUGAGUGUGACUCAGUUUAG